Molecule: messenger RNA, 1716 nt
Organism: Adineta ricciae
Lineage: Eukaryota; Metazoa; Rotifera; Eurotatoria; Adinetida; Adinetidae
Source: the annotation of a GenBank genome assembly
AUGAUGAUGAUGGUGAUGAAAUACAUUGCACAUACUUUACUUCUCCUUUCGUUUUCUUCAUUGUUCAGGUAUACCAUGGCGUUGAAAGGAGCAGCAACAAUGAUUGUUCGACUUAGUCGAGCAAUAAUCUCUCGUCCACUAAAACCCGUAUUUAUUCCUCGUAAAUAUGAUCUUGCACUUAUAAACAAGAACCCACAAGUUCAUUCGAAUACACCAGUUCGUUAUUAUUUAUUUCCAUCGAUAUAUCGAUCGUUUUUCACUCAUAAUGGCCCAUCGAUUGGUCAUUAUCAGCAAAAUCUCUCGCACUUAUUACCUUUUCGGGCGGCACUCAACGAGAUCAAACGACGGCUAUUCUUUGCUGCUCCGAUUGGUUCUCGGCUUCUUCUGAGUCUUCUUGGCUAUUCGCUUCUUCCACAAGCAUCUUUCGAUUAUAAUCAUUGUUUCGAUCAAUCAAUCAACAAAAUCGGUGAUCUUCUAUUAAAAACUACCAACGUGGAUUCACUGCAUGACGAAAACGAAGAAUACAAUCGAGCAUCGCUCGAUGAUUACGAAUUAGGUCGUUUACUUGGUUAUGGUUGUAAUGCUGCUGUUUACGAAGCACGAUUACGAACGUCGUCUGAAAGAACAUCUCAUUUAUCACCAGAUUUGGUUUCCAAUGAAGAAAAUCAAACUGACAGUGAUAUUGAGAUUCUUUCACGUCAAUCAUCAACAAUUUCGUCUCUAUAUGAAGAUACAUUUGAUACCGAAGAACAACUCAACGAAUCGACAUUCAAAGAAGUUCGAUAUCGUGCCUCGACUCACAUGCAUAAAUCACCCACCAUUGAGUCAGAUAUCUUACCAAAUGGUAAGUUUAAUUUAGCAAUCAAAAUGUUGUUUAAUUACGGCAUUCAAUCUAAUGCUGAAGCAUUAGAAAAAGCUAUGGAAAAAGAAUUACUACCAUUACGUAAAUGUUCCUAUCAUCCAAAUGUCGUUCGGAUGUAUUCAUGUUUUGUUGAUUCAUUUCCACUGCUAAGUGAAGCACAUGAAUACUAUCCAAUGGCUAUUCCAUCGAGUUUAUCGCCAGAUGGCUAUGGAAGAAAUAAGACAUUGUUUAUUGUCAUGCGGAAAUAUGAUUUAACAUUGAGUGAAUAUAUUCGAUUGAAUAAACCAAGUCACCAUGAACGUUUGGUAUUGUUUGCCCAAUUACUAGAAGCUUUGUUGUAUUUAAAACGUCAUUCGAUUGUUCAUCGAGAUUUAAAGAGUGAUAAUUUAUUGAUAUGUAGUUCAACAGGUGAAUUGGUGCUGGCAGAUUUUGGCUGUGCGUUACAUUAUCCACCGAAUUUGAAAGUACCAUAUGCAACGGAUGAGAUUUGUAAAGGUGGAAAUCUGGCAUUAAUGGCACCGGAGAUUGUUUCGUGUCAACCCGGUCCGAAGAGUUUCCUUGAUUAUACAAAAGCUGACCUUUGGGCAAGUGGUGCAUUAUGCUAUGAAUUUUUCUCUCAACCAAAUCCGUUCUUUCAUGGUACAUUUCGACAAGAGUCGUACAACGAUCAGCAAUUACCGUCACUUUCACCUCUAGCAUCGUUGACUAUUGAAAAACUUGUUCAUCUAAUGCUACGUAGAAACCCUAAGGAGCGUCCAACGAUAUCUCGCGCAAGUGAUUGUGUUCAUUUAAUGCUUUGGUUCAAUUCAACUUCUUUGAAACUAUCGAAAGAUGAAUUCUAUCAAACAACUUAA